This is a messenger RNA of Scleropages formosus (Asian bonytongue), 2213 nucleotides long. It is a transcript of the gene nipa1, whose product is annotated as NIPA magnesium transporter 1. Bases 303 to 1124 code for a protein of 273 amino acids. The record is from RefSeq and is a predicted model, not a curated record. Gene Ontology annotation, molecular function: magnesium ion transmembrane transporter activity. Gene Ontology annotation, biological process: magnesium ion transport. Gene Ontology annotation, cellular component: membrane. NCBI's taxonomy places the organism in Eukaryota, Metazoa, Chordata, Actinopteri, Osteoglossiformes, Osteoglossidae. The transcript is spliced from 5 exons.
AGAAAAAGGGAAUUUUACGGGCUCGACAAAGAGGUGUUUCUUAUUUUACUGACUGUAUUUGGUGGAGCGGCACAUUGUCGAGUAAGUAAACAGCGCCCCCUCUCGGCCACAGUGCGCGGUGCCGCAUCAUGAUGGCCACGGCAGUACAGGUGGUCCUCGACUUAGACACGUGACUGACGACCACCCGCACUUACAACAGCCCGUCUUGUUAACCUUGUCAUAUCACUUGAUUCAUGCGUGAAAUUACUGAACAAAUAUAACAAAGCCUUAUUACGAAACAUAGCAUUCAUGCAUGUUAACCGAUGUGGUUUAUUUCGCAGUGUAAGGGGAUGAAUCAUGACAGUGUUGGAGUAGAACCCCAUCUGGUUGUGGGUCAAGUAGGAAAUUUCCUGGCAUACAACGCUGCCCCGGCAGUACUGGUCGCUCCUCUGGGUGCCCUUGGUGUGCUCUUUGGGGCUCUGUUGGCCUCCUGUGUGCUACAGGAGCAUUUGAACAUCCUGGGCAAGCUGGGCUGCCUACUGUGCUGUGCAGGUUCUACUGUGCUCAUCAUUCACUCACCCAAGUCAGAGAAUGUGAACUCUAGGGCAGAGCUGGAGGAUAGGUUUGCCGAUCCAGUGCUGUGGGCCUACAUCUCUGUGGUUCUCGUGAUCCUGCUCAUGUUGAUCGUGUGGGGGGCCCCAGCCUACGGCACCUCUAACAUCAUGGUUUAUGUGGGCAUUUGUUCUCUGCUGGGUACCUUCACCGUGCCCAGCUGCAAGGGCCUGGGCUUGGUUGCACCAGACGCCCUCGCUGGCACUGCCUCCAGCGUCAGGGUGCUCGGCUUGUUCCUGAGCCUCCUGGGAACACUCGCGGUCAGCGUCCUACUGCAGUUCACGUUUAUCAAUAGAGCUUUGGAGAUUUACAGCUCCAGCAUGUUUGAGGCUAUAUACUACGUGGCAUUCACCUCCAGCGUCGUCCUUGCCUCGGCCGUCCUGUUCAGGGAGUGGACCGCACUGGGUGUUGUGGAUUGCUUGGGCAUGAUGUGUGGACUCAUCACCAUUUUUGUUGGUGUCUUCCUGCUCCACAUUUCACAAGAGGCUUUGCUUUCCUGGAGACAACUGAAAGCAGCAACCAAAGAAGACUGAUCUCAGUGACUGGUUGAUCUGAGAAGACUGCAGCCUAUUAAUUUUUCUCUUUGGACAAGUGGAAUUCUUUUAGUGCCUUAAAAUAAUUUCUAAAAUAUUUACACUGGUUUGUUGGGUAUAAAAGUGUCAAUCUAAUUAGAUGUACUAAAAUUAUAAGCAGAAAAUAACACCUAAAUAUUUGGACAUUAAUUCCUAGUGCAAGUGAAAAAUAAGUUUUUCCUUUUGGGGAAGAUUCCAAAUGUAAAUGAAAUUACUACAGCUUAUUUCAGGGAGGCAUAAAAUAACAUGUAGAGUUGUGGCCAAAAGUAUUGGCACCCUUGCACUUUUUGCAAACAACUCUCAAUUUUCUCUAAAAAAUAAGUUUGAAUUAGCAACCCCAAAACAUCAUCGAACCUCCCCCGUGUUUCACUGUGCAGAAGGUGUUCUUUUCUUCAAGUCACAGAUCAUUUUAAGUCUGGGGUGUCAGUAAUUUUGUCAGUGCCAUUUCUUUUUUUACUGUCUGAAUGAAACACAAAGGUUCUGUAAUUAAAAAAGAAUGGUGGAGACCAAAUAUUUUGAUCAGCUUCAGCUUAUUUUAGAGAUUUUUUUUGCUAGUAAGUACUGCAAGGAUGCCAAUAUUUUUUGGCCACGGCUAUAUUUGUUAUUCACUUGUAACCAAAAAAAUGCUUUGUCGAGAAACCCCGAUUAACUGCAUUGGCAAGUGUGUUUAUGUGCACACAGAUUUGCACACUCUGUGCUCUUCUCGCUGGCUGAAUGUGGACUGGCAGCAUUUUUCCCCACAAGGAAUCCUGCUGCAUAACACUAGCAGAAGACAGGUAGGACGUGUCCCACAUCGAGAGUCAAAAUGCAAAUGAGGACACAAUGCCCAUAUGUCAAAAUAUACAUUGCCUGAUACAGCCUGGGGUUCUUUAAUUCCAGUUUGCAUAAACAAACUGGGAAUUGACAAAUGCAUAAAGUAACAAGCUAAUAUUAUAAUGUUUUAUCUGCUGAAAGCAGAGAAGCAAUUUUCUUUCCAUUUUUCCACUGUAAUACAAAUUCUGACCAUUAAUUUAAAAAUGCCACAGUACAAGAAUGAUGUUGCAGAGAACU